CGAUAAGCUACCGGAGUUAUGGCACGCAUCCCGGAAUUAUGCGUCCCCGCAUUCUGCUCUGAUUACGCCGACAUCGCCGACAUCUCUGGUUCUUUGUCAUCCCCCCUAGCACCACCCCCACCAGCUUGUACAUCCCUAUUUAUAUACACCUCUAGUGUACUUAAGUUAGCUUUCAGCGAGAAGAAGCGAUGAAGGUUCUAAAGAGCUCGGCUGUCGUUUUGUACUGCCUCUCGGACGGCGCUCAGGGGUUCCCGGCCUUGCCAGCCCUACAAUUGUCCGACUUGUUGGCGAGCACCGGAUCGGCCCUCGACAACGCCGCUAAGGGCGCGAGCCGCAUGCUGUCCCAGGCCGGCAAGGAUGUCAAGGCGACCUUCGAGCAGGCCGAUCUUGGCGACGGCUCGCGCCCCCCGGACGGAGGAGCCUGGGGUCCGGAAAACCCGCUCCCGGACGUCUUGGCGAAUCCUCGCGCCCACUUGAGCGUUGCGCUAGCCGACGCAGGCGGAGCGAUCGAUAGCGCGCUCCAAGGGGCUAGCGCGUGGGCCGACAAAGCUAACGAAAAUAUGCGUGAAGAUCCCGGCCGCACGAUCCUCCACGCCGCCGGAGACGCGGCAAAGGUGGCUGUGAUUGUCGCCCCGGGUAUGUUUUGGGGCCCGGUAUUCAGGGCUCUCGGGUUCGGGGUCACCGGGGUUGCCGCUGGAACCGCUGCGGCGCGCGCUCAGGUGGGGUUCGGCGGGUUUAUCCCGGCGAAGUCUGCCUUCUCCUACUUUCAGAGCGCCGCCACGGGAGGAUACGGGGCAGCGGUCAUGGAUCAGGUGGUUCGAGCGACGGUGGUGACCGUCGAGAUUGUCAGCAGAUUGGGCAAACGCGCCUUGGCCGGUGAGAAAGAGAAAGAUGAGGACAAGAUCGAGGAGGACAAGAUCUAGAAAGGCGGCACAUGUGGAUAGAAAUCGGGGAAGAGUGGAAGAGCACGUCGAAGAGGCCACGGGGACGAAACUCACGUACAGACAGCGAGAAGAAGAUCAAUGCAAACAGAAACUCCAUGUGUAAGCGGCUAUGU
Molecule: messenger RNA, 1057 nt
Organism: Durotheca rogersii
Lineage: Eukaryota; Fungi; Ascomycota; Sordariomycetes; Xylariales; Xylariaceae
Exons: 3
Coding region: 189-923 (244 amino acids)
Source: RefSeq, a predicted model, not a curated record